Vicia villosa (hairy vetch) is the source of this 612-nucleotide messenger RNA. RefSeq names its product probable histone H2B.3. The record is from RefSeq and is a predicted model, not a curated record. Bases 72 to 491 code for a protein of 139 amino acids. The transcript has a single exon. Gene Ontology annotation, biological process: nucleosome assembly. Lineage: Eukaryota; Viridiplantae; Streptophyta; Magnoliopsida; Fabales; Fabaceae. Gene Ontology annotation, cellular component: nucleosome. Gene Ontology annotation, molecular function: DNA binding; structural constituent of chromatin; protein heterodimerization activity.
CAUUCAUCACUCGUUCGUUCACUGCAAAAUCAUAAUCACCAGUUUUAGCCACAAACCAUCAAACACGAUCAAUGGCUCCAACAAAGGCCGAGAAGAAGCCAGCAGAGAAGAAACCCGCCGCAGAGAAAUCUCCUGCAGAAAAGAAACCCAAGGCUGAGAAGAAGAUCUCAAAGGAAGGAGGGAGCGACAAGAAGAAGAAGAAGGUGAAGAAGAGUGUCGAAACCUACAAGAUCUACAUCUUCAAGGUGUUGAAGCAGGUUCAUCCUGAUAUCGGUGUCUCCAGUAAGGCUAUGGGAAUCAUGAACAGUUUCAUCAACGACAUCUUCGAGAAGCUCGCUCAAGAGUCGUCACGUCUGGCUAGGUAUAACAAGAAGCCUACAAUUACAUCUCGGGAGAUUCAAACCGCCGUCAGAUUGGUACUUCCUGGUGAAUUGGCCAAACACGCUGUCUCCGAGGGUACAAAAGCCGUCACCAAAUUCACCAGUUCUUGAAUUAUCUAUGAUUUUUAUCCCUCUAGGGUUUAUUUUAGUUACCAAUUAGUUUAUUAGGGUUUUCUUAUAUCAAUAUUGUUGAUGUAAUACAUUGGUUUAUGAAUUUAAGUGAUUUUUAAAA